AUUCAUAUUUUGCACUCUCUCAUAUACAAGAAGAACAACAAAAAUGGCCAAGUUAACCGCCCUUUUCACCAUCGCCGCUCUCCUCCUCCUCCUCAGCUCUGAUCUAACCUCCGCGGUUCGCCCGGAGCCUGCUUUCUCCAACAGCGCGCUCAAAACCGCCCAACACCAAGAUGUAGGAGCAGAUCAGAACAUUAAUGCCGAGGAUGGCGAGGUUAGCUGUGAAGGAGUGAACGAGGAGGAGUGCCUGAUGCGAAGAACCCUGGCUGCUCAUGUGGAUUAUAUAUAUACUCAGAAGCACAACAAGCCUUGAGAAUUUGAGAUCCAAUUACUAUCUAGCUAGCUCCAUCUUCAAUAUAUGCUAGCUACACUAUUUGUAUUUGGUGAAACUGUAGCCAUGCAAAGAAACAUAGAAAGGAAACUAAAUUGUCAAAUUACUUGCAUCAUGCUACCCAUGGUGACAGAAAAUAAUAAUAAUGGAAAGAAUGUUUUUUUA
Molecule: messenger RNA, 493 nt
Organism: Rosa rugosa (rugosa rose)
Lineage: Eukaryota; Viridiplantae; Streptophyta; Magnoliopsida; Rosales; Rosaceae
Product: phytosulfokines-like
Exons: 2
Coding region: 44-310 (88 amino acids)
Biological process (GO): cell population proliferation
Cellular component (GO): extracellular region
Molecular function (GO): growth factor activity
Source: RefSeq, a predicted model, not a curated record